This is a messenger RNA of Carlito syrichta (Philippine tarsier), 2216 nucleotides long. RefSeq names its product lysyl-tRNA synthetase (gene KARS1). Lineage: Eukaryota; Metazoa; Chordata; Mammalia; Primates; Tarsiidae. The transcript has 15 exons. Gene Ontology annotation, cellular component: cytosol; cytoplasm; nucleus. The coding region runs from base 145 to 2013 and encodes 622 amino acids. Gene Ontology annotation, molecular function: ATP binding; tRNA binding; lysine-tRNA ligase activity. The record is from RefSeq and is a predicted model, not a curated record. Gene Ontology annotation, biological process: positive regulation of macrophage activation; diadenosine tetraphosphate biosynthetic process; lysyl-tRNA aminoacylation.
AAAUUAACGGGCUGCGCUCGUCACUUUUGGGUCUGGCCCUCGGGGAAGAUGGCAGCGGUGCCCGAGGUCGAGAUAAAAGUGGAUGGCGGCGAGCCGAAACUGAGCAAGAAGUGGUGGUAAUCAUUAGUUCCAGGGUGUUCCGCCAUGUUGACGCAAGCUGCUGUAAGGCUUAUUAGGGGGUCCUUGCACCAAACCUCCUGGGCAAAGUGGGGUCAGAGGGAACUGCGACUGGGUCAACUUGCUCCUUUCACGAUACUUCACAAGGACAAGCCGCUUUCUGAUAAAAGAAGUGAGUUGAAGAGACGUCUGAAAGCUGAGAAGAAAGUGGCAGAGAAAGAGGCUAAGCAGAAAGAGCUCAGUGAGAAGCAAGCCACUGCUGUUGCCACCAACCACACCACUGACAAUGGCAUGGGUGCAGAGGAGGAGAGUCUGGACCCAAAUCAAUACUUCAAGAUCCGCAGUCAAGCAGUCCAUCAACUGAAGGUGAAUGGGGAAGACCCGUACCCACACAAGUUCCAUGUGGACAUCUCACUCACUGACUUCAUCCAAAAAUAUAAUCACCUGCAGCCUGGGGACCACCUGACUGACAUCACCUUAAAGGUGGCAGGAAGGAUUCAUGCCAAAAGAGCUUCUGGGGGAAAGCUCAUCUUCUAUGAUCUUCGAGGAGAGGGGGUCAAGUUGCAAGUUAUGGCGAAUUCCAGGAAUUACAAAUCAGAAGAAGAAUUUAUUCACAUCAAUAACAAACUGCGUCGGGGAGACAUAAUUGGAGUUCAGGGGAAUCCUGGAAAAACCAAGAAGGGUGAACUGAGCAUCAUUCCCUACGAGAUCACACUGCUGUCCCCCUGCUUGCAUAUGUUACCUCAUCUUCACUUUGGCCUCAAAGACAAGGAAACAAGAUAUCGUCAGAGAUACUUGGACUUGAUCCUGAAUGACUUUGUGAGGCAGAAAUUUAUCAUUCGCUCUAAGGUCAUCACAUAUAUAAGAAGUUUCUUGGAUGAGCUGGGAUUCCUAGAGAUUGAGACUCCUAUGAUGAACAUCAUCCCAGGGGGAGCUGUGGCUAAGCCUUUCAUCACUUAUCACAAUGAGCUGGACAUGAACUUGUAUAUGAGAAUUGCUCCAGAACUCUACCAUAAGAUGCUAGUGGUUGGUGGCAUUGACCGGGUUUAUGAAAUUGGACGCCAGUUCCGGAAUGAAGGAAUUGAUUUGACUCACAACCCUGAGUUCACCACCUGUGAAUUUUACAUGGCCUACGCAGACUAUAAUGAUCUCAUGGAAAUCACGGAGAAGAUGGUUUCAGGUAUGGUGAAGCAUAUUACAGGCAGUUACAAGGUCACCUACCACCCAGAUGGCCCAGAGGGCCAAGCGUACGAGAUUGACUUCACUCCACCAUUUAGGAGAAUCAGCAUGGUAGAAGAGCUUGAGAAAGCCCUGGGGGUGAAACUGCCAGAAACUAACCUCUUUGAAACUGAAGAAACUCGCAAAAUUCUUGAUAAUAUCUGUGUGGCAAAAGAUGUUGAAUGCCCUCCACCUCGGACCACAGCCAGGCUCCUUGAUAAGCUUGUGGGAGAUUUCCUGGAGGUGACUUGCAUCAAUCCUACAUUCAUCUGUGAUCACCCGCAGAUAAUGAGCCCUUUGGCUAAAUGGCACCGCUCUAAAGAGGGUCUGACUGAGCGUUUUGAGCUGUUUGUCAUGAAGAAGGAGAUAUGCAAUGCCUACACUGAGCUGAAUGAUCCUGUGCGGCAGCGGCAGCUUUUUGAAGAACAGGCCAAGGCCAAGGCUGCUGGUGAUGAUGAGGCCAUGUUCAUAGAUGAAAACUUCUGUACUGCCCUGGAAUAUGGGCUGCCCCCAACAGCUGGCUGGGGCAUGGGCAUCGACCGUGUCACCAUGUUCCUUACAGACUCCAAUAACAUCAAGGAAGUACUUCUGUUUCCUGCCAUGAAACCUGAAGACAAGAAAGAGAAUGUUGCAAGUACUGAUACACUAGAAAGUACAACAGCUGGCACUUCUGUCUAGAAAAUAAUAACUGCAAGUUGUAUAACGCAGGCUUCAUUGCAUUUCUGCAAAAGAUCAAGGUCUGCAAGGGAAUUUUUGUGUGUUGCUACCCAUUUGGCUGCCACAGUUCAGUUGAACCACCAGAAGAGAGAUGAGGAAUUGAGGAUUCCUUUUUAUUCCUUAUUACCAAAUAAACCACUUGUCUCUUGUCUUGACCUUUGAAA